Penicillium pulvis is the source of this 2088-nucleotide messenger RNA. RefSeq names its product NADPH--hemoprotein reductase cprA (gene cprA). Bases 1 to 2088 code for a protein of 695 amino acids. Gene Ontology annotation, molecular function: FMN binding; NADPH-hemoprotein reductase activity; flavin adenine dinucleotide binding. The transcript is spliced from 2 exons. The record is from RefSeq and is a predicted model, not a curated record. Gene Ontology annotation, cellular component: cytosol. Lineage: Eukaryota; Fungi; Ascomycota; Eurotiomycetes; Eurotiales; Aspergillaceae.
AUGGCGCAACUCGACACCCUCGAUUUGGCGGUCCUGGUGGUUCUCUUGGUGGGUAGCGUCGCCUACUUCACCAAGGGCACCUACUGGGCUGUCCCUAAGGAUCCCUAUGCCUCCUCCGGAGCCUCCCUGAAUGGUGGCGCGAAGAGCGGCAAGACCCGCGACAUCAUCGAGAAGAUGGAUGAGACGGGCAAGAACUGUGUGAUCUUCUAUGGCUCGCAAACUGGUACCGCUGAGGACUACGCUUCCCGUCUGGCCAAGGAGGGCUCCCAGCGCUUUGGUCUCAAGACUAUGGUGGCCGAUAUUGAGGAUUACGACUACGAGAACCUGGACAAAUUCCCCGACGACAAGGUGGCCUUCUUCGUUCUGGCCACUUACGGUGAGGGCGAGCCGACGGACAAUGCCGUGGAGUUCUACCAGUUCCUUACCUCGGAGGAUGUUGCUUUUGAGAGCGGCGCCGCUGCGGAUGACUCGCCGCUGUCCUCUCUUAAGUAUGUCGCUUUCGGUCUCGGUAACAACACUUACGAACACUACAACUCGAUGGUCCGCCAUGUCGAUGCUGCUCUGACCAAGCUCGGUGCCCAGCGCAUUGGAGCUGCUGGUGAAGGUGAUGACGGUGCCGGAACUAUGGAGGAGGACUUCCUCGCCUGGAAGGAGCCCAUGUGGGCUGCUCUGUCCGAGUCAUUGGGUCUCCAGGAGCGUGAAUCUGUCUACGAACCGGUCUUCUGUGUGUCUGAGGAUGAGGAGAAGACUCCCGAGGAUGACUCUGUGUACCUGGGAGAGCCCACCACCGCCCACCGUGAGGGUCGCGCCAAGGGCCCGUACUCCGCUCACAACCCGUACAUCGCCCCAAUUGGCGAAUCCCGUGAACUGUUCACUGUCAAGGACCGCAACUGUCUGCACAUGGAAAUCGACAUUUCUGAUAGCAACCUGAGCUACCAGACUGGUGAUCACAUCGCGAUUUGGCCAACCAAUGCUGGUGCUGAGGUUGAUCGGUUCCUCCAGGUCUUUGGUCUUGAGAACAAGCGCCACACGGUUAUCAGCAUCAAGGGCAUCGAUGUCACUGCUAAGGUUCCCAUCCCAACCCCAACCACCUACGAUGCUGCUGUUCGUUACUACAUGGAAGCUUGCGCCCCCGUCUCUCGCCAAUUUGUCUCUUCGCUCGCUGCGUUCGCCCCCGAUGAGGCUAGCAAGGCCGAAAUUGUUCGUCUGGGUAGUGACAAAGAUUACUUCCACGAGAAGAUCACCAGCCAGUGCUUCAAUAUCGCUCAGGCUCUCCAGAGCAUCACCUCGCAGACUUUCUCCGCCGUCCCAUUCUCUCUGCUUAUUGAAGGUCUCAACAAGCUUCAGCCCCGGUACUACUCCAUCUCUUCCUCUUCUCUGGUUCAAAAGGACAAGAUCAGCAUCACCGCUGUCGUCGAGUCCGUUCGCCUGCCUGGUGCCUCGCACAUGGUGAAGGGUGUGACCACCAACUACCUCCUGGCUCUCAAGCAGAAGCAGAAUGGCGACCCAUCUCCCGAUCCCCACGGUCUGACUUACUCGAUCUCUGGUCCUCGCAACAAGUACGACGGUAUCCACGUGCCGGUUCACGUGCGCCACUCCAACUUCAAGCUUCCUUCCGAUCCUUCGAAGCCGAUUAUCAUGGUUGGUCCCGGUACCGGUGUGGCUCCUUUCCGCGGUUUCAUUCAGGAACGUGCUGCUCUGGCCGCCAAGGGCGAGAAUGUCGGCACCACUGUUCUGUUCUUCGGAUGCCGUAAGCAGGAUGAGGACUUCAUCUACCAGGAUGAAUUCAAGACUUACCAAGAUCAGCUCGGUGACAAGUUGAAGAUCAUCACUGCUUUCUCUCGUGAGGGUUCCCAGAAGGUUUACGUCCAGCACCGCCUCAAGGAGAACGCCCCGCUUGUGAGCGAGCUUCUCAAGCAAAAGGCCAACUUCUACGUCUGUGGUGAUGCCGCCAACAUGGCCCGGGAGGUCAACUUGGUUCUUGGUCACAUCAUUGCUGAGCAGCGUGGUUAUCCCGCCGAGAAGGGUGAGGAGAUGGUCAAGCACAUGCGUAGUAGCGGCAGCUACCAGGAGGAUGUGUGGUCAUGA